Molecule: messenger RNA, 492 nt
Organism: Colletotrichum orchidophilum
Lineage: Eukaryota; Fungi; Ascomycota; Sordariomycetes; Glomerellales; Glomerellaceae
Exons: 3
Coding region: 1-492 (163 amino acids)
Source: RefSeq, a predicted model, not a curated record
AUGAAAUAUGUGUAUCAUGAAAUAAAUGUUAGGCAAGAUCUAGCGCGGGAUGAUACUUACUUGAGAGAGAAGAAGAGGAUUUCGGAGUGUGUUGAGAGCGUGGUCAGAGAUCUCGCGUUCCAGCGAAGCCACGUCCUAGUUAUUACAGCCAAGCUGGAAUCCGUCACCACCAUGGUCCGCGAUCUCGUUAAUCUCCGCAACACAUAUACAACGGAGACAUUGACCGCAAGAACGGUCAUUGAGGCCCAAACUAUGAGGGUUAUUGCUCUACUAACGCUAUGUUUUCUUCCCCCUACCUUUGUUGCUGGAUUUCUGGAUAUGGGUUACAUUGGUAUCACAUCAGAAAGAGGCGCGCUAAAGUUCGAUCUCCAACCAGGACUUUGGUUUUAUUUAGAGAUUUCUUUGCCUCUUGUACUGGUCAUCAUUGUGACUUACUUGCUUUGGGACCGGCGGAACUCGCGUAAGGUAGCUCGCCAGGGGAGCUUUGUUUAA